Perca flavescens (yellow perch) is the source of this 1533-nucleotide messenger RNA. Its product is annotated as ankyrin repeat and SOCS box protein 2. Gene Ontology annotation, molecular function: protein binding. The annotation marks the transcript as partial. NCBI's taxonomy places the organism in Eukaryota, Metazoa, Chordata, Actinopteri, Perciformes, Percidae. Gene Ontology annotation, biological process: intracellular signal transduction. The transcript has 7 exons. The record is from RefSeq and is a predicted model, not a curated record.
UGCAGCAGUCUGAUGGAGCCCAACAAUGAUGGCUGGAUCGCUCUGCAUGAUGCCGCUUAUUACGGACAGCUGCACUGCCUCGCCAUCCUCCUCAAAGCUUAUCCCAACUCGGUGAACUCGUGCAGUUUGAUGAAUCAUACCGCUCUGCUGCUGGCUGCGGGUCGAGGACACGUUUCCUGUGUCGACUUCCUGUUGAAGCACGGAGCCGACCCAAACAUCGCCAACAAGGACCGAGAGACGCCGCUGCUGGCAGCGUGUGAGCAGCCCAACCAAGCCAUCGUGGAGCUGCUGUUGAAGUUUGGAGCUCAGGUGAAUCGCUGCAACGUUCAGGGAGAAACUUGUCUUCACGUCGCAUGCAGACACGGAGAACUGAACCUCUGCAGGACGUUACUGGAGGCCGGAGCCGAUCUGAACCGCAAGAACAUCUACGGCCUCCAGCCCAUCUUCACCGCCGCGCAGCACGGCUACGUCGACAUCAUCAACCUGUUUGCCAGCAAAGGUGCAGAUAUAAAUGGACAGGCACCAGACGGAGCCUCGCCGCUGUUCGAAGCCUGUAAGAACGGUCAUGUUUCGGCGGUGGAAGCUCUGUUGUCUCUGAAAGCGGACACUAACCGAGCCAUGAAGUCUGGCCUGCUGCCUCUUCAUGCAGCUGUUCAGAACAACCACUCACGGAUUGUGUCGAUGCUGAUCCCUCUGACCAGCAUGGUGCGAGUGCGGCGCUGUGGCAUCAGCCCGCUGCACCUCGCCGCGGAGCACAACCGGGACGAGAUCCUGGCGCUGCUGAUCCAGGCCGGCUUCGAUGUGAACAGCCGGCUGUCGUCCGACCGCUCGGCGAUGUUCGAGGACCGCCGCAGCACGGCGCUCUACUUCUCCGUGAUCAACGGGAACCUGGAGGCCACCGAGAUGCUGCUGGCGGCCGGAGCCAACCCGGACCUGGACGUGUUCAACCCGCUGCUCAUCGCUGUGCGGUUCUGCAGGAUGGAGAUGGCGGCGCUGCUGCUGCACUACGGUGCCAACGCCAACGCCCAGAUCACCACAGAGCCCUGCGCCUUUCCGGCGGCCAUCUUGCUGCGGAUGGAGUCCCUGCCGAUGCUCAAGCUGCUGCUGGACCACGGCUGCGACGCCGCGACGUGCUUUGACUGUCCGCACGGCGGGAAAACGCACCCGCCCAUCACGCCGGCAUGGCGGCCCGCCGAAGAGAUGCGCGGCAGCAGAGUUGCUCCGCCGCGGCAAUGCAUUCAGUUCUGUGAGGCGGUAUCCGGUAGCCGUAAUGCUGGGCCGAUCAUCUCGCUGCUGCUGGACUACGUUGGCCACGUCCGUCUCUGCUCGCGGCUGCUGGACGUCCUGGACCGCCGCAGCGACUGGAAGCCCGUCAAACUCAAAGCUCUUCCUCCUCAUCCUCUGAUGCAGCUCUGCAGGCUGAAGAUCAGACAUCAAGUUGGAGUUCGAAAACUCAAACUGCUCCACACUCUGCCACUUCCUGUCACUCUGGUCCGCUUCCUGCACUACGACAUCCAAUGUUCACUCUCCUGA